AUGAAAUUAGCUAUCAAACAACAACCAAAAUGUUUAAAAUUUGCUUCAUCCCAAUUGAAAAAUUCUAGAGAUAUUGUGUUGGAAGCAGUGAAACAAGAUGGUUUGGUUAUCGAGUAUGUUCCAGAACAUUUAAAAGAUAGAGAAAUAGUGAUGGAAGCUAUCAAGAAUUCUAAAUAUUCGUGUGUUCUCCAGCAUGCUCCAACAUUUUCCAAUGACAAAGAGGUUAUUUUACUAGCUGCUAAAAAUUCAGGGUUUUCAUUUUCGUAUGCGUCUGAAAAAUUAAGAUCAGACAGAGAGUUUGUUUUACAAAUUGUAAAAAUGAAAGGAGACAGUUUGAAGGAUGUUUCAAAAGAACUGAAGAAAGACAAAGAGAUUGUUAUGGAGGCUGUAAAAUCUAAUGGAAUGGCUUUGUAUUAUGUGGAUCAUGGUUACUUCUGUAGUGAUAGAAGUUUUGUGAAGGAACUUGUAUUGCUUGGUUCUUCUGUUAAUUCUAGCGCAUUCUCCAGUAGAAUCGCUCGAGAAUUAAUUCAUGACCGUGAAUUCGUUCUAGAAUGCAUUUCAGGAGCAGGUAAUUCAUUAAGCUUUCUUGAUUAUGGUGGUUCGUCUCUAGUUAAUCAUAGUGAUUUUGUUGAUGAACUAAUUGAUAUUCAAUGUCAGUAUAGUUCAGCAAUGUGGACUUCUAAAGAUUAUUUCAAUUCUCUUAAUGAGGAAAGACAGUUGAGAAUUAUUAGAAUAGAUCCUGUAUGCUUAGAACAUUGCAAGGGCGAACUAAAAAACAGUAGACAACUAGUAUUGGACUAUAUAUUACAAGAUCGUAAAAUUUUAGAAUCGUUGAACGACGAGUUAAGAAAUGACCGAGAAAUAAUCAGGUUGGCGAUAAAAGAACAUUACGGAGCUCUAAAGUUUGCAUCAGCGGAAUUGCAAAAUGAUAAGUCAUUGUUACAGGAAGCACUUUUAUAUGAUACUGGUAAUUAUAAUUAUGCAUCAGAAGAAUUAAAAACAGAUAAGGAGAUACUAGAGUUUUUAAUAGGUAGAGACGGAUGCUACUUUGAGUAUGCUCCUGAAUCUUGGAAAAAUUCGAGAGACUUUGUUGUAAAAGCAAUUAGAAAUUCAAUGUCAAAUAUAUCUGACUUUUUGGGAUAUAGUCUGAAGGAAGAUAGAGAUUUAAUAUUAGAAUACGUAAGAAGAAUUGGAAGUAUUGAAGAAAUACCACAAGAAUACAAACAAGACAGAGACAUAGUAUUAGAGGCUGUCCAAUUAGAUGGAAAUAACUUGAAAUACGCCAGUCAUUCUCUCCAACAAGACAGAGAAUUGUUAAUCGUUGCAGUACGAAACGGAUUGAGCUUAAGAAAUAUCAAUGAAUCAGAAUUAGAUAGAGAAAUAGUUUAUGAAGCUUGCAGAUAUGAUACUCAUCCUCUGAAAUAUGUUCCAGAAGAAUACAGAGAUGAGGAGGAAAUAGUGCAAGCAAUUGCAUUCUCAGAGAAUGCUUCAUCUUUCGAGUACGUGUCUGAAAGAUUAAGGAACAAUAUUGAUUUUAUUAGGAAGUUAACUAGGAUUAAUGGUUAUUUGAUUCAAUAUAUUCCAAAAUAUUUGCGAAAUGAUAGAGAAAUUGCUCUAAAUGCAAUUCGUCAUGGAUGUAACUACCUAUCAGAAGAUUUGCAAAAUGACAAGGAAUUAAUUUUAACAGGAUUAAAAUAUUCAGCAAGCUGUUAUCGCUAUGCCUCUGGAGAAAUGAAAAGUGAUGGAGAAGUGUUGGAAGCGUUAAGAAAAUGGUUACCGCCACAUCUCAACAUCCCAUUUCCUCUCAAUAAGGAAAUGGCUGCCAUAGCAUUAAGUAUUAAGUCUCUUAAUGAAUUUGAUUAUACUUUUAGAGAUGAUAGACAAUUUGCCCUUUUAGCUGUUAAUGCUAGGAUGAUGAAUCUUAUGUAUGUUUCGAAUAGACUUAGACUAGAUAGGACCUUUAUUUUAGAAAUUGAACCUAAGCAAUUUGAUAUACUUUUUAUACCAAUUACAUUAAGGGAAGACAGAGAAAUUGCUUUAAAAUCACUGGAACUUAAUGGUCGAUCAAUUAUGUACUUGUCUAACGAGUUGAAACAUGAAUUCAAAAAUGAUAGAGAAAUUAUGUUAAAAGCUAUCAAAUCUGAUGCUAUUGCAUUCCUGUUUGCCAGUGAAGAGUUACAGCAUGAGGAAGAGUUUAUUUUAGAAUGUGCUGGAGUUAACGGAAAGGUUUUACAGUAUGUGCCUCAUAAGUUUGCAUAUAACAGAAAUGUCGUCCUGAAAUGUGUUCAAAACCAUGAAGAAGCACUUCAGUAUGCAUCCAACAAAUUCCUUGGGGAUAAGGAGUGUGUAAUGUAUGCUUCUGGUCAGGGGAAAUCGUUUAAUUCUUUCUGUUAUGCAUCAUUUGAUAUGAGAAACGAUCCUGAAAUAGUAUUGAAAGCUGUACAAAGUGAUGUUACUUCACUUAAACUUGCAUCCUAUGAAAUUAUUUCCGAUGAAGAUUUUAUUGAAAAGGCAAUGGAUAUCAAUAUUGAAGCACUUUGUUACGCUCACUAUUCAUUAAGAUACAAUACUGAAUUCCUAAAACGAAUGAAUAAGAAUAAUAGAAUUGUUGAAAGUGGUUCCAAGAUAUUCCGAAGGGCAAUUGAUUUUAACAGUUUAUUAGAAGUUUGA
Messenger RNA from Naegleria gruberi, 2670 nucleotides. RefSeq lists its product as uncharacterized. Bases 1 to 2670 code for a protein of 889 amino acids. The record is from RefSeq and is a predicted model, not a curated record. The transcript has a single exon. NCBI's taxonomy places the organism in Eukaryota, Heterolobosea, Eutetramitea, Acrasida, Naegleriidae.